AAGCAAACAAUCUGAUAACCUCAUAAGCAUAAGCAAUACUGUUCGUAUCUAAUUACGGAUUUUUCAGUUUAAUAUUGUCGAAUUUUUGCUUGUGUGUGGAUUUUCGAACUAAUUUUACGAUUCGGUGAAAAUUGCUCACUUUAGGAUUAAAUUAUGUUCAUGACAAUUAAAAUAUAGAUGUAAAAACCAAAAGGAAUUGUAGGGGCUCUGACAGUAAUGAGCUGGGAGCAGGGUUUAAGUCCCUUUGAUCACGAUAUACUCAAUACAUAUGAGGAGAGGACCAUGGACGACGAUUACGACUAUGAUUCAGGCGUUAACAACAAAACAGUUACAAUUGACGACUGCAAGGAGGAGUUUUCUAAUCAAACACAAUAUCUACAGGAAAAUUAUCCAGAUGAUUUUUGUAAGGUAGCAUUCGAUAGUAUAGCAUGUUGGCCUCCUACGAGGAAAAAUGAAGUGGCUACUAUUCAAUGUUUCGCCGAAUUGUUUGAGGUUAAAUAUGACUCAACACAAAAUGCCACGCGGCUUUGUACAGAAAACGGUACGUGGGGAAAACAAAAUUUUUCCAUGUGCGCGGAACUUGAAACUGAAAUGGAAGAAGACACGACCCAAACAAUAUACUUCGUGGGUUUUACCAUAAGCUUAAUAACUUUAACGAUAGCUGUAGCAAUUUUCAUGUAUUUCAAAGAUCUGCAUUGUCUUAGAAAUAAGAUCCACAUAAACCUUAUGUGGUCAUAUAUUUUAAUGUACUGCAGUUGGAUCAUGAUGCUUAUAUUAAUUAAUUACAAGAACGAAAUAUUGUUCUGUGGGUUUGGUACCAUGCUGCUGCAUUACUCCCAUGUUUCUACGUUCUUUUGGAUGUUUGUUGAGGGAAUGUAUCUCUAUAUUCUUGUCGUUAAAACUCUCAGACAUGAUACUUUUAAGUUGAGGAUAUACGUCAGCAUUGGAUGGGGUGCUCCAUUGAUCAUCGUCAUUUUAUGGUCUGUAAUCAAGGGGCUUGUAACUAUAAAGGAUAGCAAUUGUUUUUGGCUACAAAACGAUCUACUAGACUGGAUUUACCUUUCUCCACCUCUACUAGUUAUUUGUCUAAACCUAGUGUUCCUCGUCCAGAUAAUGUGGGUACUCAUUACAAAGCUUCGUUCCUCUCCUACAGUAGAGCAUAAACAGCACUACAAAGCAGCUAGAGCUUUGCUAGUACUCAUGCCCCUGUUGGGAGUUACAUGGGCAGUCACCAUUUACGUACCUGCCGGGACGAUAAACACCAAGUUGUUCGAAUACAUACAGACAGUUCUGCUAUCAACACAAGGUCUAAUGAUUGCUCUGUUUUACUGUUUUUUAAAUACGGAAGUUCAAAAUUCCAUUAGACAUAAUUUCGAUCUCUGGAAGGAUAGAAGGUCAUUGGGAUCUCAUCGUUUUUGGUCAAACUCAGCACAACGUCAUCAUCGCAGGCAUACCGAAUGGACACUAGUCAAUGCUGAUGAUAUUGAACAACCACCAGCAAAUCAGACCCAAAUUACAAACCACGUAGAUGAAAACCAAAGUGUUAAUACAAAUAACAUUCAAACAACGCGUUUUGGUUCGAUUUGAAAUGGAUGUAAAAUGGAAAGCAACCGAGAUGUGCCAUACUGGGGAUGACGUCACGAACUUCGUUUUUUAGCUUUAUAUUCGUGUAUUGAUGCUAAACCAACCAAAUAGCGUAAUCUAUUUAACAUUUUAUUUUUAAAUGUUUUUGUAACUAUAUAUUGGGUAGUUUUUAGUUGAGUAUAAAGAAAGAGUUUUGCAACGUAUGCAAUAGCUCUUUUUGUCUCGAAUACAAUAAAAGUAAAGUACUAUUACUAUAGGGUCAAUCCAUGCCAAGUGGUCCAAUAUAAAUUAAGUUGGCUGUUGGCUAUUUUUAAUAUUUUUUAUUUUUCUACCUUCAGUCUAUAGAGACUACAGAAUUCCAUUUAUUUUAUUUUUAAAAAAUUUAGUUUGCCGAUGACGGCCGUUUUUGUUAAAGCGUGUCGAUCAUUUUCACGGAAAACAUGGCUUCGCUCUUUAGCCAAUAUUUUUACAGAGGUUUGUCCUAGGACAAUAAAUCAAAAACCAAACUUUUUAGAAAAGUACGCUCUAAAAAACCGGCCUAUAAUAGCUAUUUGUAUAACAAGGGAGGAAAGUGCUACUUUUCCUCCCGAGAAUGAAGUUUACUGCCCGAGGCGUAGCGGAGGGCAGUAAUCAUUCAAGGGAGGAAAAGGCACUUUACUCCCAUGUUAUACAUAUGAUUUUUCCACCUUCCUCAAAUAACAAGUCAUUUUUUUAUUUUUACCUAAUUUAUUUACGUAACUAACCAACAAAAUUUAUUAGAACUAAAACUAACAAGUAGGUACAAUAUAACUGUCAACUGUCAAAUAUAAGUCAAAUUAUUAAUGUAAACAUUGUUAAAUCAGAAUAACAAUUUACUGUUUUUACCAUUCUGCAAAAUACAGGCUGUUUUUUAAAUAAACGUUAAAAUGUAUAGAUACUUACGUAAUAGAAAAUAGAUAUUGUACAGGGCGUCAAUAAGUUAUAUUUCAUGAAUGAAAUACCAUGACGUCACUUUUACUUUUCCUCCCUAGGGAGGAAAAAUAUUUUCCUCCCUAGGGAGGAAAAGUACAACUUUGCUCCCUACAAUCAGGUCCGGAAAAGUAUACUUUCGGUAGAGGUAGGUGGAAAAAUUAUUUAAUUUCAAACUACCCUUAAGGCCUUAAAUGAACCUCAAAGUUUGAAAAGGUAAACUGAUAAAAUUCCAUUUUCAGCAUUUUCGUAACAGCAUAUAAGGCAAGCCGAUAAUGGUUUCUAAUUUUUUUCUGCAAAAGACAUACGUAAAUACUUUAAAUAAAAAAAGUUUGAGCUUUGCGACUUGGGUAAAUUUUUUCAAAAAAAAUCUCAAAAAUGUCAUUUUUUGAAAAAUCUCAAAUUUUGACCCCUUAUUAUAUCUCUGAUGGGCACAUCUCUGAUAGCCCAUAAGAAUAAGGAGUAAAAAUUUGUAGUUGCAGACUUACCUCAUAUAUAGGAGUAACAAUCCUGAAAAAAUGGUCAAAAAUCAAAAUGGUCAAAAUUUAAGCGUUUGCGGGCUAGGUAAUUAAAAUUCAAAUAAACUGUCUAAUGAAAUAAAAAUUAAUCUAUUUUCACCAGAUUUCACAAUGAAUACAAAUUUAUACAGGGUGUUCCAAAGAAAAGAAUUCGCGACCUUGAUAUUUGUCAGUUAUUAGAUUUUAAGGGAAUGCCGAAACAGGUCGAUUUUUAUUUUUAAAUUACCAUUUUUUUUUAUAUAUAUUUCAUAGUCUCCAUGACGUCAUCCAUCUGGGCGUGAUGCCGUAAUUGAGGAUUUUUUUAAUGGGAAUAGGGCUCGUAUGUUAUCUCAUUUGAAAGAUUGUUCAAUUCUCAGUUCAGUAGUAUAAACAAUAAUAUAAUUAUUUAUACAGGGUGGCCAAAAAAUAAUUUUUUAAUUAAAUUAAUUGACACAAAAAUAAGAAUGUAUGUAAUUUAUUUAACUCAAAAUACAUUUUAUUCCUGUCAUAAAAUAGAAAAAAAUAUAUUAUUUGGUAAAUAAACAUUGCUUUUCGCUUAAAUUAAAUGUUCAAACUGUCAAGAGGUAGGUGAGAGGCUGUUUGUGAUUUAAUUUAAGCGAAAAUAAAUGUUUAUUUGUGAAAUAAACAUUUUUUCUAUUUUCUGACAGCAGUAAAAUGUAUUUUUAGUUGCCACAAGACCCCUAUUCCCAUUUAAAAAAAUCAUCGAUUACGUCAUCACGCUCUGAUGGAAAACAUCACAUAGUAUGAAAUAUAUCCCAAAAAGUUGCAAUAUGAUAAAAAUAAUAAUGGACCUAUUUCGGCAUUUCCUUAAAAUCUAAUAGGUAACUAUUGCCAAAUAUCGAGAUGGACUCUUUUCUUUGGCCCAUCCUGUAUAAAUUUGUAUUCAUUGUGAAAUCUGGUGAAAAUACAUUAAUUUUUAUUUCAUUAGAGUUUAUUUGAAUUUUAAUUACCCUGCCGCAAACGCUCAAAUUUUGACCAUUUUGAUUUUUGACCAUUUUUUCAGGCCUGUAACUCCUAUACGACGUAAGUCUGCAACUCCAAAUUUUUACUUCUUAUUCUACUUGCUAGGGGCUAACAUUCAACCAAAUUUCAAAUUUUUUCAUCCGUGUCCAUCAUGGAUAUAAGGGGUCAAACUUUGAGAUUUUUCAAAAAAUUACAUUUGUGAAUUUUUUUUGAAAAAAUUUACUCAAGCCUCCAAGCUCAAACUUUUUUUAUUUAAAGUAUGUACGUAUGUCUUUUCCAGAAAAAAUUACAAACCAUUAUCGGCUUGCCUUAUGCUGUUAAGAAAAUGCUGAAAAUAGAAUUUUAUCAGUUUACCUUUUCAAACUUUGAGGUUCAUUUAAGGCCUUAAGGGUAAUUUGAAAUUAAAUAAUGCUACAGGCAAUUUUUUAGAGCAUACUUUUCUAAAAAGUUUGGUUUUUGAUUUAUUGUCCUAGGACAAACCUCAGUAAAAAUAUUGGCUAAAGAGCGAAGCCAUGUUUUCCGUGAAAAUGAUCGACACGCUUUAACAAAAAUGGCCGUCAUCGGCAAACUUAAUUUUUUAAAAAUAAAAUGAAUGAAAUUUUGUACUCUCUAUAGACUGAAGUUUAAAAGGUAGAAAAAUAAAAAAUAUUAAAAAUAGUCAAGCAACCACCUUUGGACAACUUGGCUUAUAACAACCCUAUAACGUCGGUCAAUAAGUCCUGGGCCUAACUAGUGAAACUUUUUUUGCAAAAAUUAUUCUUUAUUCAUCAAAAUAAUCUCCUUUAGCGGCGAUGCAAUCAUUCCAACGCUUUUAUAAUUUUUUUAUGCCCCUUUGUAAAACGAUUUGUCUUUGCCUUAAAAAUACGUUUCAUUUUCGACGAUUACUUCCUCAUAGGAGCGAUAUCCCUUACCACGGAUCAUUUUUUAGAUCUGAAAAAAGGUGGUAAUCACUGUGGGUCAGAUCUGGACUAUACGGUGGAUGCAGACGCAAUUCUAAGACGAAAUCGUGCAUUGUUGACAGGUAUAUUCUUUACAAUUUCCGCCUUCAAAUCCUUCAGUAAACCAAUAUGCUCGUCAAUAUUGAUUGUUUCUCCAUGUUUCAAGUAGGUAGUCAAUGAAAAUAUUUCCUUGCGGGUCCCAAAAUAUAUAGAAGACAUGACCUUCCCGUCGGUUUGUUGCGUCUUUGGACGGAUUUGUCAGAGUGGUAUCCACUCAUCUGAUGACUGCUGGUUUGAUUCCGAAAUAAAUAAGUGAUUAAUCUAUAUUUCAUCCACUGCGUGACAUACCUACGCAAUCCACUACGUUUAAACAUGUAUAAACAGCGCCGAGAAUCAUCAAUCCGCGUUGUUGUUUAUGCUCAUCUGGUGUGACAAAACCUGACAUCCACUUGGAAAACAGCUUUCUCAUACCAAAAUGUUCGUGUAUAAUAUAUGUAGUGAAAACACGUCCCCUUGAUAACUUUGGAGUGUCAGCUAUAUCUUGCAACUUCACUUUGUGAUAUCCAUAAUAAUUUUCAACGUUUUUUCGAUAUAUUUGGGAAUAACAGCAUCAUUUGUCAUCAUUAUGUCAUUCCAGAAAGCUCGGCAUCAUUGGUGUCGUUACGACCGCGUUUGAAUUCAACAAACUAUCAUUUAUUAGUUGUAAUCGAUGGAGCAAAGUCCCGGUAACACUUUUUGAGCCAUUACUUAGUUUGGACAUUUUUUUCAUCAAAUAACAGUGAUAAAGCAACACACGAAAUUUCUGUGUGUCCAUCGUUUAUGAAAAUCGCAAAAGUAGCGUUACCUACUUCAAGCUCUGAAUUCGGUAAAUAAUAAUCCGAAUAACAUGAAAUUUUGAUACUUAGUAUACUUUUGAAUAUUGACACUAUCGAAAUUUCAUAUGGAUAAUUCAUUAGAGUCGCCAUCUCAUGGUUAGAUCCGGAACUUAUUGACCGACCUAUUAGCUAAUUUGAAAUGUUUCUUAAGCCAAGCCGCACACCAAAGAAACAUGAAACGAAAAACAUGAAACAUGAAACGAAAAACAUGUUUCAUGAAACUAAAACACUGCUAAACAAAUCUCAAAGUCCGCCUACCAAUGAAACGAGUGUGAUUCAUGCUCAUGACACAUUUUUAUUUUCGGAGAGUUUCAUAAAUGGCCGGACGUAUAUUUGUUUAGCAGUGGUUUAUUUCCAUGAAACGUAAUUUACGUUUCAUGUUUCUUUGAUGUGCGUUCGGGCUAGAGUUCAAAAUUGACUACUGCCCGACCAACCAUAAAUAAUUUACUGGGUUUAGAAUCAGUUCCUGCAUGUAAACUUAAAAAACCGUGGCGUCACAUUGUGUGGAAUUGUAAGGAUGAUUCGAAUUAUGAAUUCAAUGAAUUCGUUUAUGAUCUAAGAGUCAACAGCUACACUAUAAGAGAAUAUAUCGUUUAUCUUUUUUAAAUAAAUUGAUGAAACAAUC
Molecule: messenger RNA, 6451 nt
Organism: Diabrotica virgifera virgifera (western corn rootworm)
Lineage: Eukaryota; Metazoa; Arthropoda; Insecta; Coleoptera; Chrysomelidae
Product: diuretic hormone receptor
Exons: 10
Coding region: 217-1587 (456 amino acids)
Biological process (GO): cell surface receptor signaling pathway; adenylate cyclase-modulating G protein-coupled receptor signaling pathway
Cellular component (GO): plasma membrane
Molecular function (GO): diuretic hormone receptor activity; G protein-coupled peptide receptor activity; peptide hormone binding
Source: RefSeq, a predicted model, not a curated record